Striga asiatica is the source of this 738-nucleotide messenger RNA. NCBI's taxonomy places the organism in Eukaryota, Viridiplantae, Streptophyta, Magnoliopsida, Lamiales, Orobanchaceae. The record is from the annotation of a GenBank genome assembly.
AUGAGUAAUGAGAAGGGUGAAAUGUGUAGUCACUUAAAGAGUCAUAUUGAUGGAGGGUUUUCAUUUCCUCCGCAUAGAAAUGGGCGAUUAGCGCAAACGAGCACAAGUAAAUCUCUGUGGUCGAAUCAGGCUAACACCGGCUCCAGUGAGGAAGCAGCUGCCGUGCAAGAGCAAAUCAAGGCUCAGGAGGAUGAGUUUGAGACCUUCGAGCUGAAGAUUGUUCUCAGGAAAAACAGGCACUUGUACUUAUGUGAGGACAACAAUUUUCAAGUUUUUAACUCGGUUAUUGCUGGCCGCUAUCAUGUCACCGAGUAUAUUGGGUCAGCUGCUUUUGGCAAGGUUAUUAAGGCUCAUGACUUGCACACUGGCAAUGGCAUGGAUGUCUGUGUGAAGAUUAUAAAGAACAACAAGGACUUUUUUUAUCAGAGCGUUGACGAAAUAAAACUACUCAAGUAUGUGAACAAAUGCGAUCGUGCUGACAAGUACCAUCUUCUUCGGUUGUAUGAUUACUUCUAUUACCGUCAUACCUAUACGAAUUCCAUAAAUUCAAUAGAGAAUCUGGGGAAGAGGUAUAAACCACGAUGCCUAGUGUACAGUCAAUCAUGUUCAAUGCUUGGAAGCCUUCAAUUCUUGCACGGCCUUGGGCUCAUACAUUGUGAUCUGAAGCCUGGGAAUAUAUUGGCGAAAGCGACACAUACAAAUAUUUCCCCAAAAAACAUACUUUAUGAAAGGAACCAG